AGAGUUACAGACUAUGAAUCAAGUUUGGGUGUUGACAGAAUGCAUACAGAAGGCAUGUAAAAUCCUGAAAACAAUGACAGCAGGUGUUUACGUCAACACAACAGUUUCUUUCUUAUUAGUUCCCCUUUGACAGCAUCAAAUGAGAACAACUUGUUCACCUGAUGGUACAUCUAUUAUAAUAACUUGCUUAGUGCACAACAUUGUCAGCAAGCUUGAAGCAUGGCACAACUCACCGCCACAGUGAAUACCCUUAACUUUUCCUCCACUCCUGGAUAUUCACCCAUCACCUCCUGGUCCACAGGCAUGGCUCCUACAGUGGUGAUGUCCAUCUGCUUCCUGAUGGGAUUCCCUGGAAACAUCGCUGUCAUCAUUCUCAAGCCAAACUGGGAGAACAUGUCCAGUCUGAGCCAGAGUUUGAUGCUGAGUCUGGCUGUGUCAGACCUGCUCUGCAUAAUUACCAUUCCAGUGUGGAUUUACUCUUUCCUCAAUAGCUGGAUGAUAGGUGAGGCAUCUUGCAAACUCAUUACAUACUUUGUGUAUUGCACCAUUCAUGUCAGCCUGCUGACUGUGACUCUGCUGAGUGUCCAGCGUUACCUUCAGGUCGUUCACCUGCAAACGAGUUUAAAGCAGGUUGAAGCAUGGAAGCUGCUGGUUCCACUCUGGCUGGCUGCAAUGAUCCUGUCCACUCCUGAGUUGGUAGUUCGAAAGCUGGUGGAACAACGACAGUGGACAAAAUGCAAAAAUAAACACUCUUCUGAUGGCCAGAGGUUGGCUGUGGUGUUGGCAGAGACUCUUGUAGUAUUUCUUUCACUUUCUGUCAUAAUGUUUACAUACAUCCGUCUCUACAGAAAGGUGAAUCGGGCAGCGUUUUUCAACAAUUCACAGACCAACAGACUAAUUACCAGGAUCAUUGUGACCUCUGUUGUCCUGUGGAUGCCAUAUCUUUCUAUAAAUGUGUUGGGUGUGGCAGCUAUUUCCUUGAAAAACGAGGGACUGCUGAAGUUUUGUGAAGACAGCUGGAGCAUUGUUGGAGCACUAACAUUUAUAAAUAGUGCAGUGAAUCCACUCCUGUACGCCUUCACUUCAAUCCGUUUGACCACUCUGCGCCAAAAAUUUGCUGAACACUUCAUACAGAAGUUCAGAAAUUCCCCAAAUCUGACUCUGUCAAGAGAUAUCAGUACAGAAGCAAUAUCUCAAUGUUAAAAGCUCUCAGGGGAAUUAAUUUUCCCUUGUGACAUUGGAAAAGGCAUCUUUUGGUCAAGUGAUUUCUCUCCUGCUGUUACAUGUAGGUUGUGGUGCUCUCUAUUUGUCACAAUGAGUUUUUGGUUUAAGCUCUAAAUGUGAAAAUACAUGUUUGUUGACAGGGAAGCAGACAAAUGUUGAAAGAAUUAAAAGACCAAUUACAUUAGAGGAAGCAGCUGUGUGUUCUUCCUGGUAAGAGUGGGAACACAAUGAAAAAUGACUUCACUAUAGCUGAAAAUGUUUUGUAAUAGUUUUAAUAUUUCUUAGAGAAAUGUUUGCCAGUUCUGAUGAUGUGUUUGUGCUUAUCUAUGUUCCCGAGGAUUUGAUGAGAGCAGCUGGCUAACUAGUGAUUGACCUCACUCAAUGUAUAGGAAUUUCUUUUAUUUAUGUAUUAAUCACAUUAUUUUAUUGUAUAAUGCCUUGGUGCCACUGGAUUUUAGCAUGUCUCACACUCAUGCAGUUAGACAGAUGGUGGGGGUCUGGUAAGGAAGUUGGGGGGAAGCAGACAACUCCACAGGAAGAAUCUUUUGUCUCUUCGAUGACUCUGGGAGGUAGCAAGGGAGUGUGAACCUUAAGGUGUGAAACAACUGUGUACUGCCUUUUGUUCCUGGAGUAGGUAUUUAACUGGGAGCCAUGCUAGGCUCAGUAAUAGACUGCUGACUGUCUGCCCCGCGGUCAUGCAGGCUCUCCACCAAGCUUGGUUUUUCUGUUCUUUGUUUGUGAUUAAAGAAUGUUAGCUACCGCUCACCGCUUGUCUGCAGGCUUUAUUUAAAUGGAAAACAUCCACAACACUCAAUAAUAAAGUAAAUUUCCCAAAUACCAUAUGUAAGUAAUAUAAUAUGUAGAAAUGCAUUAAAUGUAGAAACAACACAAAAAGUAGUUAAAUCGUCUCCUGCAACUCUGUAUAGCAUGAGAUUAUUAAUACUGAUGCAGUAAAUAAGAUUAACAUCACUUCCCUGUUGUAAUUGGUUACAGUGGAACCAAUUGUUUUAUGUACUGUUGCACAGUUUUGUUUUGUUUUUUUGUUUUUUUACAGUGCAUCAUAUUAUGCACAUUUCUCAACUGUUUAACUAAAACCUGUAAAGGUACAACUAUAUCUGGCACCGUUACAGAGUACCUGUGUGUGUGUUCUCUUCUUCCUUCAGAAAAGGUUUUAGAGAAAUGUAUUUUUAUUUUUGAAAGCUUCACUCACUUCAAUUCUUUCACCGCCUCUGUGAUUGUAUUCACUGGAAAAUCUCAACGAAGCUUUGCAUUGUUCUUUCACUGAAAUGCCCCAUGACGUGUUGAAGAAUUGUUAUUCUAUUAGCGUAUUUACUCUUCAGCUUAAAAUAUCAUCUGCUUUCGCUGCUUUUGGCCUCUUGUAUAGCAAUAUUAUGCUUUACCACUAGAUCGCAGUAGAGGCUUUGAUACUUCAUGGUAAUAUGAGCCAAAACAAAAAACAAAGCAACUGACUGAUUAUGUCUUACCUAAGAAAACAAUAUUGCAGCAGAAAUGAAUUCCCCUUAUUUUCUUGAAAAGCUACUUCUGUGUCCAUUAAUGACUUUCUCAAAAGUCAUUUUCUGCAGGGUCUUCCUCAUCUUG
Haplochromis burtoni (Burton's mouthbrooder) is the source of this 2823-nucleotide messenger RNA. Its product is annotated as C-C chemokine receptor type 8-like. The transcript has a single exon. NCBI's taxonomy places the organism in Eukaryota, Metazoa, Chordata, Actinopteri, Cichliformes, Cichlidae. Gene Ontology annotation, cellular component: membrane. Bases 220 to 1203 code for a protein of 327 amino acids. Gene Ontology annotation, molecular function: G protein-coupled receptor activity. Gene Ontology annotation, biological process: G protein-coupled receptor signaling pathway; immune response. The record is from RefSeq and is a predicted model, not a curated record.